CUCGCUGAGGACUGCGGGUUCCUCCGGUCAUGUGAUUAGUUGGCUCGGCUGGUCCUGUUCUGUCGGACAUGGGCUGUUGUUACAGCGGAGAGACCGACACCGGCAAAGGGGAUCAGGGAGAGAGGGAACAUCUGCUGCCCCAAAACCAAUCUCUUCCCAACAAUAAACAGAAUGGAUCAGAACAGAACCCCACAAAUAACCCCUCGGCUCGCACUGAUGAACAGGCCAUGCUCUCCCGCAUAUUGGCCAAGACCGCGCAGAACAUUAUUGAUGUGUCAGCGGUGGAGUCACAGGGGAUGGAGCAGCACGAAUGUAUGGACAGAGCCCGGCAGUACAGCACGAGGCUGGCAAAACUCAGCAGCAAUUUGAUGGACUGGAAGAACGUGCCCCCCCUCCCCUCACUGACCUCUCAGCCGCACCAAAUACUCGCCAGUGACCCUGUUCCCUUUACAGACAUACAGCAGGUGUCUAAGAUCGCUGCUUACGCCUUCAGUGCGCUCUCACAGAUACGAGUGGAUGCAAAAGAGGAUUUAGUUGUACAGUUUGGGAUCCCGUAACCCCCGGAUGCACUUGUGCUUCUCUUGGACUCACGCAGCGUCGCCUCCAUCUUUAUUUAUCUUUAGAGAUUUCUUUAUAUAUUGUCUUAGCUCUGGACUCACUCACCCUCCUCCCCCCGCCACCUUGGUACAGUCCUGGAUGUCUGCACUGGCCAUUAGCAGCACUAUUUGCAGCACUAUUUGCCCAGACCUUACAGCUGUGACUAAUACGCCCCCUGCAGGUGAGUCCAUAUUAUUCCCACCAAUGCAAAUCUAGAUUUGUCACUUACAUUUAACUCUCUCUUUGUCACUGAAGGAUUGAGGGGCAGACUUGGCACAUUUGGGGGUCUGUGCUUCUGUACAACACGAGGCUCCCCUAUAGUAACAAUAACGUUCUGUUUCCUUAACCCUUCAUGGUCCCAAAUGCCCUGCCAGUACUUAGAGGAGGGAGUGAAUGUGGCAGUGCCCAAUUGUUGGCUCCUCAUACAGCAGAGGAUGUUAUUGCCCCUAGGUGGUGCCAUUACUAAGGGUUACCCUGGGGUGCCGCACACAUGAUCACACAAGGGGUAAUGCUAAUGGGUCGUGCGGGGGCAUCUGCGCAGAGAAAUGGGGGUGCCCUGACUCAUCCUACAAGGAAAAAGAUUUACUUUAAACAAACUCUAUUCGGUUUCUUUUUUAUAUAAAUUGUGGGAAAUCUCUGUAACAUUAAAAUUCUUACUUGUCUCAAA
Molecule: messenger RNA, 1264 nt
Organism: Xenopus laevis (African clawed frog)
Lineage: Eukaryota; Metazoa; Chordata; Amphibia; Anura; Pipidae
Gene: lamtor1.S
Product: late endosomal/lysosomal adaptor, MAPK and MTOR activator 1 S homeolog
Biological process (GO): positive regulation of TOR signaling; endosomal transport; positive regulation of MAPK cascade
Cellular component (GO): membrane raft; lysosomal membrane; Ragulator complex
Molecular function (GO): guanyl-nucleotide exchange factor activity; molecular adaptor activity
Source: RefSeq, marked provisional